Naegleria lovaniensis is the source of this 2085-nucleotide messenger RNA. RefSeq lists its product as uncharacterized. NCBI's taxonomy places the organism in Eukaryota, Heterolobosea, Eutetramitea, Acrasida, Naegleriidae. The transcript has a single exon. Bases 1 to 2085 code for a protein of 694 amino acids. Gene Ontology annotation, cellular component: cytosol. The record is from RefSeq and is a predicted model, not a curated record. Gene Ontology annotation, biological process: regulation of Golgi organization.
AUGAGUGCAACCAACUCGCCAUCAAUUCCAACAAAAAAUCAUCCAUUGGUUUCUUCAUCAUCGGCACCUCGGAACAGUUCGGGUACUACUAUCACUAGCACUGCCAACAACGCAUCAACAUUCAGAGAAAAAUACGUUGUUCUCAUUGAAACAAUAUUUAAUUACAAAGAUGAUACAAACAAGCCUUUUGAACGAGAGGAUGUGUUUUGGGAUGAACUGUUUCUAUUAAAAAUCAACAGCGGAUUUUUAGAGAAUAGUAUUGUGUUGCAAAGUGAGGAAGAACUGAUCCAAAUGGAGCAGACAAUUUUAAAUCCUCUCUGUUUGAAGUGUUUGUUUUAUAUGAAUGACGAUUCUCCAAUUCGAAGAGCUAAUGCUAUACAUACUUUAUGUAUUAUAUUUAAAGGAUUGUUUUCAAAAAGAUGGAAUAACUUUAGUGUUCGAAUUAUGAGUUUAGUUUGCGGUUUUCAAAAUGCAGAUGAGUUUUUCAAAAUUCUCUUAACAAAAAGCUGUCAAUUAUUGUCAAAAGAUGUGAAAAAGGUCAAACAAAUGGUCCUUGCCCUAUUUAUAAUUUUAUUGACAGGAGCAGAUAAUGCUAACCAAAAUGCCAUCAUUGAUUACUUUACAUUGGUUGACGUAUUUGAUCCUCUAUUGAAUGUGAUUGAAGAUAGUACAUUUUCUCUAAAGAUGAAAAAGAAUGCCAUCAUUUGCAUCUCUCUUCUCUGCAAUUAUAGAAAGUAUGAAAUUUCUGACAACAAAUAUAUCAGUCAUAUUACUUCGAUUCAGAAACCUUCUGCUAUGAUAGCGUUAGCAGACAUGAUUACAAGCGUUCUCUUUGUUUGGAAUGAGGCAUUUGAGCAGACCAUUCAACAACAAAGCUUGGUGUCCUAUGUGUGGUCAUCCAUAUUUGGUUCUUCAUCUAAUGACACCACUAAGAAAGCUCGAGGUGUUAAUGAAACCUCUGGAUCACUUUUACUUUUUUACGAACUUGCAAACCAUAACAACGACUUUGUUGGUUCCAUGACCAGAUCUCUUGCUCAAAUGUCCCAUGAACCCCAAGACGUACUAUCAAAAAAUAUUAAGGAACAACUUGAUCAAAUGCAAAAAACCAAAGUUGUGAAAUCAUGUCCUCUCAUCUUUCAAGAGUUUCUCAAAUUUUGUUCAGUGCUUUUCCAAGAGCCCUUCUAUACUACCAAAUACGUUGCAGUUGGAUCUAACUCAAAAUCCUCUGAAGACAUUACUAGUCAAUACUAUACUCACUUUUGUCUGUUAAUUAUUUUAUGUUUGAUUGAGAAAAAGGUUUUUAAAAAGUAUAUUUUCGAUAUUAAUACCAAGUUAGACUUUUUCCUGUUCAAAAAGGAGAAUGGAGUUUUCGUUAAGAAUCAAUAUCAUGGAUUUGGAACAGUAGCGAAAAUUUUAAUGGAGCUAUUGAUUGACUUUGUUUUUCACCAUUUACAACGAAAACAUUUUCCAGUGGAUUUGACAAUAAGGGCUCUUUCUGCCAUUCAUCUCUUGAUUUGUCAAAGUAGAAAGUAUCGAGUUCGUUUUGCAGUGGAUUGGGAUACUUUGUGGAAUGCUCUGACAAAUAUUUGUGACAUUGUAGCAAAAGAUGAAUGCAGUAAGGACUUGGAGAAGGCUUCACUGGUUUUAGAGAAAGUGUUAAAGCUUUUCAACUUGGGAAUUUUAAAGGGAGAAGCGUUCUUGCCUACAAGAAAGCAUCACGAACAAAUGAUUUAUCAAUUUAUUAGACACAGCUCUGUUUUUGAUCAGUUAACUGAUUGGAUUGAACGAAACCUUAAAAAGGUUAAUCCCAAUAGACAAUUAAUGACAAAUAUUUCAACAAUUAUCAGUCAAAUUGGAGAAGAAAUCGAUAUGAAGCAUGGCUCCUAUCCAUCAGAAGAUCAAGUUUAUUUAAUAAUCAAACAAACUUAUCCCAAUCUUAAAUUAACAGAUUUUCAAACAUUAGAAGAUGUCGAUGAAUACGUGGAAACUAACGAAACCAAUUUCUUUACUCAGUUGAUGAGGGUUUUCAUUUUUGACUGUAAAACACUAGUGAACAAUUCAUUUCUGAGCCAAAAGAACAACUAG